CCAGUCUCAGUGAUACAUUUUCUAGGAGUACCAAUCUGCUAUGGCGGGGGUGUCAUUGAAAUGCGGGGACUGCGGAACGCUUCUGAAGUCGGUGGAGGAGGCGCAGGAGCACGCCGAGCUUACCAAACACGCCAAUUUCGUCGAAUCCACCGAGGCCGUGCUUAAUUUAGUCUGCUCGUCCUGCGGCAAGCCUUGCCGCUCGAAAACCGAGAGUGAUCUGCAUACAAAGAGGACGGGGCACACUGAGUUUGUGGAUAAGACUUCUGAGGCCGCUAAACCAAUAAGUUUGGAAGCUCCAAAGCCUGAGAAGGAUCUGGAGAUGGAGGAGGCUGGCGGUGGUAGUAGCAGUCAAGAAGAAGAGAUGAUUGUUCCUGAAGUCAAUCAGCAGUUACUCUCAGAACUUGAGGAAAUGGGAUUUCCUAAAGAAAGAGCAACUCGUGCACUUCACUUUUCUGGCAAUGUUAGCCUUGAGGCAGCUGCAAAUUGGAUAGUUGAACAUGAGAAUGAUCCCGACAUUGACCAAAUGCCGUUGGUACCUGCAAGUUCCAAGAAGCCUGAGGCUGCUAAGUCAUCCCUCACACCAGAAGAGAUUAAGCAGAAACAACAAGAAUUAAGGGAGCGAGCUCGCAAAAAGAAAGAAGAGGAAGAAAAACGAAUGGAGAGAGAAAGAGAGAAGGAAAGAAUUCGAGUGGGAAGGGAACUUCUUGAAGCAAAACGCAUUGAAGAAGAAAAUGAAAGAAAACGUUUACUGGCCUUGCGAAAAGCAGAGAAAGAGGAAGAACAACGAGCUAGGGAGAAAAUUCGUCAAAAAUUGGAGGAAGAUAAGGCGGAAAGACGUAGGAAGCUUGGGUUGCCCCCGGAAGAUCCAGCUGUUGCAAAACCUUCUGCUCCGCCUGUGGAGGAAAAAAAAAGCUUCCUGCCUGUCAGGCCAGCUACAAAGGCAGAGCAAAUGAGAGAGUGCCUAAGAGCCAUUAAACAGAACCACAAGGAUGAUGAUGCCAAAGUCAAGACGGCUUUCAACACGCUUUUAACUUUUGCAAAGAAUGUUGCGACGAAUCCGAAUGAGGAGAAAUACCGCAAAAUUAGAGUCACUAACCCUAAUUUUCAGGACCGAGUUGGUAAACUGAAAGGGAGCAUUGAGUUUCUGCAACUCUGUGGAUUUGAGAAAAUCGAAGGGGGUGAGUUUUUGUAUCUUCCGAGAGAGAAAGUUGACAUUGCAGUGCUUCACUCUGCAGGGAGCGAGUUAAACAGUGCCAUCAAUAAUCCGUUCUUUGGAGUUCUUUGAUCUCUUCCCUGUACCUAAAUUUCUUACAUUAUCGAGGAUGGUUGUUUGUCAUAUCUGUGUAUUACAAAGAUAGAAAUCAUUUGAGUUGGAUCUUUUCUCCUGGAAAUCUUUGUUCAAACCAAAAUUUGAGUAUCUUGGAAGAAGGCUCUUCUAGAAGUUGGUUGGUUUGUCUUUUUUUCUUUUUUCUUUUUAUAUGUGUGAAAAUAUACUUAUUUCAACUAAUUAUCUUCUUUCUC
This is a messenger RNA of Sesamum indicum (sesame), 1521 nucleotides long. RefSeq names its product ubiquitin-associated (UBA)/TS-N domain-containing protein. The record is from RefSeq and is a predicted model, not a curated record. Gene Ontology annotation, molecular function: protein binding. NCBI's taxonomy places the organism in Eukaryota, Viridiplantae, Streptophyta, Magnoliopsida, Lamiales, Pedaliaceae.